This is a messenger RNA of Sorghum bicolor (sorghum), 1931 nucleotides long. Its product is annotated as pentatricopeptide repeat-containing protein At1g08070, chloroplastic. Lineage: Eukaryota; Viridiplantae; Streptophyta; Magnoliopsida; Poales; Poaceae. The transcript has a single exon. Gene Ontology annotation, biological process: RNA modification. The record is from RefSeq and is a predicted model, not a curated record. The coding region runs from base 195 to 1766 and encodes 523 amino acids. Gene Ontology annotation, molecular function: RNA binding; protein binding.
UCCAACAUUUCAAAUGCCAACAAGAAAUUGUUGCCUGCAAAGAGGCAUCACACUGACACAGCGGCCACCUCCAACCGCGAACGCGCGGUCCAUCUUGUCUGCAACACUCGUCCGGCCCCACACGUCAGACUCUCCAGCUUAUCCAAGAAGACGAGUCCACCACAGGGUGCACUGUGCACGCUCCACGGCCAUCCAUGGCGAUGGCGCCCUAUCCAGUAUUGCAGCAGCAGAUCCACCUCGGACACGCCAGCAAGCCCACGGCUACAGCUUCAGUUCACCAUCACGGGCAUGGAAACCCCAACGCCGACGCAGUGGCGCCGUCGCUCCGGCGAAGCUUCCCGGCCGACGCGCGCGGCCUCCGGGCGCUCAUCAAGGUGCUGCCCACGUCCUCCGCUUCGGCGGCGGUGGCAGUGCACGCCCACGCAACAAAGCUCGGGCUGGACCGCGAGCGCACCGUCCGCAACGGCCUCAUCGCGCUCUACCUCGCGUGCGGCGAGCGCGCGGCCGCGACGGCGCUCUUCGACGCGUUCCCGGGCGACGGCCCGGACGUGGUUUCCUGGACGGCCAUGGUGACCGGGCACGCGAGGCUGGGCUUCACCCGCGACGCCGUGGCUCUGUUCUUCGCGAUGCUCGAUCUGGACGACGGCGUCUCCGUCGACGCGGUGGCCGCCGCCGCGGGGUUCGCGGCCUGCGCGGAGGCGAGGGACCUCGCGCUCUCCCGGGAGGCGCACCGGCGCGUCGCGGCGGCGAGGGUCGCGCUCGAUGUCGUGGCGUGGAACGCGCUCGUGGACAUGUACGCCAAGUGCGGCGACGUAGCCGCGGCGCGCCAGUGGUUCCGGAGGAUGCCGGUGGCCAAGACCGUCGUGUCCUGGAACACCAUGCUCGCGGCGCUCGCGCGCGCCGGCGAGCACGGCGAGGCGCUGGCUCUGUUCCGGGAGAUGCAGCGCGCCGGCGUGCGCCCGGACGGCGCGACGUUCGUGGCGGUCCUCGGGGCGUGCGCGCAGCUCGGCGCGCUCGACACCGGACGGUGGGUGCACGCGUACAUGCGCCGGCAGCCGGAGCGCGACGCCGACGCCGUCGUUGUCAGCAACGCCCUGCUCGACAUGUACGCCAAGUGCGGCGCGGUGGAUCAGGCCGCGGCGGUGUUCGACGGCAUGGCUCGGCGUGACGUGUACACCUACGCAUCGAUGAUCGCGGGGCUGGCCACGCACGGCCGCGCCGAGGAGGCCCUAGCGCUGUUCGCGGCCAUGCGGCGAGCCGGCGGCGUGCGGCCGAACGGCGUGGUGCUCCUCGGCGUCCUCUCCGCGUGCUGCCACGCCGGGCUCGUCGACGAGGGCCUCCGUCACCUCGGCGCCAUGGAGGAUGCCUACGGCGUGGCGCCCGGCGUCGAGCACUACGGGUGCGCUGUCGACAUGCUAGGCCGCGCGGGGAGGCUGGACGAGGCUGAGGCGCUCGUCGCCGCGAUGCCCGUGCCGCCCGACGCGCUCGUCCGGGGCUCCCUCCUGGCGGCCUGCCGAGCGUGCGGCGACGUCGAGAGAGCAGAGCGGGUGAUGCGGUGGAUGGCGGCUGUGGACCGCGACGGCGAGGCCGGCGACCACGUGCUCAUGUCGAACAUGUACGCGUCCGAGGGACGGCAUGUCAGGGCGCUGCAGCUGAGGAAGCAGAUGAGGAAAAGCAAGAUCGUCAAGGAUCCCGGCUGCAGCUCCAUCGAGAUCGACGGCGUCGUGCAUGAGUUCCGAGCGGUUCCGGCCAAUGCCAUUGCAUGAUGUGAAACAGAUCGUCUUCUACUCAAAUAUAUGAAUGGGAUUUGUUUAGAAACAUUCUGUGAUGAUGUAACAAUAUAAUAGUCAAUCAGUUAAUGCCUACUGCAGGGAAAAACGCCAUAAGGCUUAUACUGAAGUUAAGUAUUUGAACAGAACUCUUUUUUUUAA